Molecule: messenger RNA, 1917 nt
Organism: Coregonus clupeaformis (lake whitefish)
Lineage: Eukaryota; Metazoa; Chordata; Actinopteri; Salmoniformes; Salmonidae
Product: AT-rich interactive domain-containing protein 4B
Exons: 16
Coding region: 261-1907 (548 amino acids)
Biological process (GO): regulation of transcription by RNA polymerase II
Cellular component (GO): nucleus
Molecular function (GO): transcription cis-regulatory region binding
Source: RefSeq, a predicted model, not a curated record
GAGAGGAUCGUAGAGAAACAACAGCUCGCUGGCUACGGACACGGCUUACGACUUUGUCGAAUUCACAUUACCAACAUCAAACCGAACUGGGGUCAGCGGACAAACGCAAAAAAAACCUGGAAGAUUUUAGGAUUAAAUGAUUUUAUGGAUUAAUCUGAACCUUUCCUUCUUCGUCGAAAGAAAACAUUCUCAACUUGACUUCAUAGCCACGGAUUCGUUACGCUGGUCACUCAAGAGGAGCCCAGAGGACUGGUAUAGAGAUGAAGACCCCGGAGGAGCCGCCCUACCUGACGGUGGGCACUGAUGUCAGCGCCAAGUACAGAGGGGCUUUCUGUGAGGCCAAGAUUAAGACUGCCAGGAAACUGGUCAAGGCCAAGGUGACCUUUAAACCAGACCUGACCACAGUGGAGGUCCAUGAUGACAGCAUCAAAGGCCCUCUGAAGGUUGGUGCUGUAGUGGAGGUGAAGAACCCGGAUGGAGUGUACCAGGAAGCCUCCAUCAACAAGCUGACUGACUGCAGUAUAUACACCGUUGUGUUUGAUGAUGGUGAUGAGAAGACCCUGAGGCGUUCCUCUCUCUGCCUGAAAGGAGCUCGCCACUUUGCAGAGAGCGAGACACUUGAUCGUCUCCCUCUCACCAACCCUGAGCACUUCGGUACGCCUGUCAUCGGCAAGAAGGGGAACCGUGGGCGCAGGUCUAACCCAGUUCAGGAGGAAGAGUCCUCUUCAUCGUCCAGUGAAGAGGAGGACAGUGACGGGAGACAGAAUGAAGAGCUGUAUGGGAAGGUGGUGUGUGUUGAGGGGGGUCCUGCCUCUACUGGAGACCGGAAGACCAAGACAGCUGCAUGGUACCCUGCCUUGGUCAUCACCCCAGACUGCCAUGAAGAGGCCACCCUGAAGAAAGACACCAUCUUCGUCCGUUCCUUCAAGGACGGCAAAUUUAACACGGUGCUGAGGAAGGACGUGACGGUGAUGAACACAGACUCUCCUCCUAAAGCUGACGCAGGGCUCAAGCCAGCGCUGGAUGCGGCCGUGGAGUUUGUGCAUCAGGCGGUGGUGCCCGGCUCUUGGAGGACAGAGGUGAAAGAUGAGAGUUCCACCAGUGAGGAAGAUGAGGAGGAGGAGGAAGAGCAUGAGGAAGAGGCCAGCGAAGAGGAGGAAGAGGAGGAAGUGGAGCCGUUCCCUGAGGAGAGAGACAACUUCCUGCAGCAGCUGUACAAGUUCAUGGAGGACAGAGGAACCCCCAUCAACAAGAAACCGGUACUGGGCUACAGGAACCUGGACCUCUUCAAGCUCUACAGACUGGUGCACAAACUGGGAGGCUUCCAUGAUAUUGAGAGUGGUUCCGUAUGGAAGACUGUCUACCAAGCUCUGGGAAUCCCUGUUCUCAACUCUGCCGCCGGCUACAAUGUCAAAUGUGCUUACCGCAAGUACCUCUAUGGGUUUGAGGAGUUCUGCACCUCCUGCUCCAUCACUUUCCACAUGGACCUCCCCCUGAAGCAGCCCAAGGCAGAGGGGGAGACAGGGGGGGCAGGGGGGGCCACUACAGUCCCCCCUUUAGCCUCUUCCAGCUCAACAGAGGAGCAGAAACCGAAAGCCUGCAACUCUGAGAGAGAGAACCUGUGCUGCUCAGAGACCGGCAGCGCUCAGCCCAUCGUCUGCAAGGAGGAGGAGACUGAGUUAACCAGGAACAAACCAGAGAUAGAACCUCCGACGGCUGAGCAGCAGAAGGCUGAGAGAGAUGGUGAUGGUGUUGAUGAAGAGGAAGGAGACGACCAUCACAAGCACGGCUCUGAUGAAGAAGAGGGCCCUUCAUUUGCUGGCCUCAGAGCGGAGGGAGUGAAGCUGGAGUCUUACGAUGAGGAGCAGGAGGAAGGGGAGGAGGAGGACAUAUCUGGCUCUGGGUAGGUGGUUCUCU